Rhinolophus ferrumequinum (greater horseshoe bat) is the source of this 1058-nucleotide messenger RNA. It is a transcript of the gene C15H19orf84, whose product is annotated as chromosome 15 C19orf84 homolog. NCBI's taxonomy places the organism in Eukaryota, Metazoa, Chordata, Mammalia, Chiroptera, Rhinolophidae. The coding region runs from base 67 to 627 and encodes 186 amino acids. The transcript has 2 exons. The record is from RefSeq and is a predicted model, not a curated record.
GUUUCCGUGGGUCUUGGAGAAAUCAGGUGGAAGGUGCUAGAAGAAACUUGAGAGAUCCCUGUGAGGAUGGAACAGCGAAAGGAAGAGACUGGGCCUGAGGGGAACAGCCUGCCCCUGCCAUCACCUGGGACUGAGUCGUGGCCCCUUCCACCUUUCCCAGCCCUGCCACCUGCUCUCUUGGGCACCCCAGAUCCAGCCCACCUGGGUCUCCCCGAGAACCUGGCCUCUGUCACGGUCCCCAUCCGUCUGGAUGCCCUCUCCUACCUUCUGCACAGUGCCCUGAUGGGGGCGUACACCUUUCAACAGUCCUUGCCCUCCUGCCCCUGCAACCCCCAAGCAAAUUGCACCCACCCAGGCACCACCAAGAGGCCAUCCAGGGGACGCGGGGGCUGGGACGUCCCACGCAGGCCAGGCCGGGGCCGGAGCCAGCGGCGAUGGGGACCUGGGAGAGCUGAGCAGCCAGAGAAGGGCUGGGCAGGGGGCUCUGGGGCUGGCCUCAGGACCCCGCUGAUGACACCACCAUCACCACCAGCACCGCCUGCCCAGGAUGAGAAGAAGGAAGUGCAAGGUCCGGAGCCACCCUUGGACCUGUCACCUGCGGCUGAGGACUGGGAUGCUGAAUAUUAGGACUCUGGUGGGGGGAGGGCACCCUCGGGGUCACCGCGAGGGUUUUCCUGGAGCUGCCAGCCAUGUCAACCCUGUCAAAGGUACCCUAAGAAGCAUCCAGCUCCCAUCCUUCUUCCCCCAAAACCAUGGCUUUAGGAGUGGAGCCUGAGAGUCAGCUGGUGAAAUCUGGACCUGACUUAGGAUUCCAAGCUAAAAAAGCCUUAAACCUCAUACUCAGUGACUCUCCCCAUUCUGACAGUAACCCCAACUAUAGCGACAACCCUCACCUCAUUCUCAACCCCAGGGGCUCCUCCAACUCCAUCCAGACCCCAUUCUUAACCCCAAAGCUACUCACAGGUACCUGUGCAGCCCCCAUCCCAUCCCCACUCUCGGUGCCAUAGUCCCAAUCCCAUUCAUUCCCAUCUCCGUCCCCAUCUACACCCCAACCCACU